Molecule: messenger RNA, 2726 nt
Organism: Thrips palmi
Lineage: Eukaryota; Metazoa; Arthropoda; Insecta; Thysanoptera; Thripidae
Product: condensin-2 complex subunit H2-like
Exons: 16
Coding region: 135-1967 (610 amino acids)
Biological process (GO): meiotic chromosome condensation; mitotic sister chromatid separation
Cellular component (GO): condensin complex; nucleus
Molecular function (GO): chromatin binding
Source: RefSeq, a predicted model, not a curated record
CCGCGAGUUUGUAUUGGUUAUAUUGAGAGAAUUUAGUGCCAUGAACGAUUUCACUCAUUGACAGGCUUUUGUCUGCUCACGUUCACCUGCCUUAUUGUCAUCAUCAUAUUGUGGCUAGAAAGAAUUUUUUGAUCAUGGAUGUACUCAAUGUACAUUUGCCGAGACUUUUGGACCUAGCUAGCAACUUUAAUAUUGAUUUGAGUGGAGUCUUAGCUGGCUAUGCUCAAAAGCUCAGGGACGAUGUUCCAGAAAUGGAAAAUUUUAGUUUUCCAGAAGCAGCUUUGCUGUUGCAGCACUGUGCUGAAAUUUAUGGAAGAAAAGUAGACUAUGUUUACAAUCUCGCUGUAGAACUGUGUGAAAAUAUGAAUGUUCGUAUGUAUGGACCAUCUGGCUCUGCCCCAGAGGAAAGUGUAGAUACUGCAGCUACUAUUACAAAAAAACUUAAUUCAAGGAGAAGAAAAACAAUUGCACACAUCUCUGUUGAAGAUUUCAAAUUUCAAAAAAUUUCCCUAGAUAAAACUAAAACAAUUCAUCAUCACAAAAAGAAAAAGAAGCACUGCAGAGAGGCUGUAUGCGUAAGGCUAGCAUCAGUAAAUUUAUUAAAUUCCCAUGAGUUACACAUUUUUGAGGAUGAUCAAUAUGCAAGCAUUGGUACAAAGGAUCAAUUCAGGUUGAACUGGCCUAUUGAACACAACUGUCAGAUAGAGGAAUAUGUUUAUAAUGAUGGAGGCUCAAGAAGUGUAUGGGAUGUCAUGGAUGUGGGUGUUUCUAACAUGCCAACACCUGAGUACAGUGAUGAUGGCCGGCAUGAUGUUGCCUCAGAAGAUACUCAAGUGUUAGACAAUGAAUGCACUUACGAAACUGGGUUGUUUGAUGAUGAACCCGAAUCAAACAUUCCCUUUGUUUCUUCUGAGUCCAACCUUCAGGAAAAGGUGACUGAUGCUAUGGAAGAAUCCAUCCCAGAAAGUCAAAGCCCCUCAAAAGAAAUUGACAAACCACCAGAAAAUAAACAAGUUAUGUUUAAACUUCCGUAUGAGUUAACAAAGAAGGGCCUGCGAGGUGGCAAACCGGAAAAAAAUAUUACACUAUUUUUAUUCUCCGACUAUUUGAAAAGAGAGCUUAAAAUGGACGGCCUUCUUCCUCCAAUGUCAAACAAAAAAGGAGACAAAAAUUUAAUUAGUAAACAUGUGCAGUACAUUAAAAAGAGAUAUAAAUUGGAAGAAAAAGAUAAGGGGUUUACUCCAGUUUCUCUGUUAGAAAAUCAGACAGAUUUUCUGGGAUUUGAAGAGGUCGUCCUUGAUGAUUCACCUGACACUGAUACCAAUGAAUAUGACAAUGGUGAUAAUUUUAAUGAAACAGGAGAUGAUAAUGGUGAUAACUUUAAUGAAACGGGAGACGUUGAUCUAACAAAUAGUAAUGAAAAUGAUAAUUAUGACAAUAUAUUGUCUUUUCAAGAGAAGAUCCAAAAGGAUUUUAAUGCCAUUAAGAAGACUGUUGUAGACAGUGAAGGUGUAUCAAAUUGGAGGCAUUUCAUUCAAACCAAACUUGCUGGAGAGGAGCAGCAAACAAAAUUUGAUGUGCAUGAGUAUGGUACAAAUAUUAUCAAUUCCUUCCAAAAUGUUGGCCAAACUUUACCUUUCAGUGAUAUCGUUAAAGGAAUGGAUCAUAGAGAGAUUAGUCGAUAUUUUGUCUCCUCUUUGAUGAUGGCGAACACUUCCAAUUUACUACUCGCACAUGAUGGCCCCGACACCCUUCAGUUAACUUUAAACCAUACAGAAAGACAUCAUGACAUGGAGGAUAUACUUGUACCCCCUUCAGUGGGUGGCCUUUCUAGUCCUUCAAGGCAGUCAAAGCGGAAGGCAGACUGUGAAAGUGAUGAGGAGGGAAUCUCUGACAGGAGGCUCAAAAAACAAGUUCCAGGGAGUGGCCCAUGGAAGAAUAAAAGCAAGAAGGGAGGAGGAAAAUAAUAUCCUUGCUAUAGCUACUGCAUGCUAAGAAUUUUAAAAAAUAUUGGAUGGAUUGAUUGUUUGUUAAUAAUAUCUGUCUAGUCAGUCUAUUUGCAAACCAUUGGUACCUGUUGCAUUUUACACUAGAUAGCGUUAUGAAUUGUACCUUAUUUUUAAACUGAUAUUUAGAUAGGGGAAAGGGUAAUUUAAUUUGUGAUAUCCAAAGAACACAUGCCACCUUCAUGAGAUGGACUGAUGUACUUAUUCUUAUGAAGGUGAUAAACGUUGUUUUUAAGCAGUUGCAUGUCAGCUUACAUUCCAAAAUCUAAAUUUUAAGUAAUUGUAGAUCACCCAUUUGUUUCCUUUUGUGCCAAGAAACUGAAGUCCCUUUGAACCAAAUUUCUUUUCUAUGUAUGUUGAUGUUAUAAUGUUAUUUUAUGCUGUUAUUACACAUGUAUACCUAAAGAUCCAGCUCAAUUAUUUCUCCUUCAUUGGAGACCUUUCAAGAGUUUUGUGCUGUUUAUCAAUAGUAGUUUUUGAUUAUUUGUGUAAUCAAUUUGAUGUUGGGGUGUAUGUGAUAAAACAAGUGCUGUGCUCUUGAAAAUUUGGACUGCUUUAUAACAGAUAUUUUUGUGUUUAGCUGAAAUGUUUCAAACAUUCAAGAACUGAAUUAUUUUCAAAUGUAGUAUUGAGGUCUUGCCUCUAUUGGUAAAUGUUUAUUGUUAGGAAUGUUAUAGCAUAGUCAGUAUGUUGAAUAAAAUGUUUUGUUUCUUCCAAAAA